AUGUUUCAGUUUUGGAAAGGUAACUCUUUAGUAUCCAAACAACCUACGCCUACGCCUAGUUCCUCAAAACAUUCCCAAAAAGGGUUAAACUCAUUUGAAACCAAAGCUGGUCUCUGGAAUGUAACAAUUAACAUCAAAAUAACCGACAUAUUUGGCAUAGGAGUUUUGGCAAAAACAUUUUCUUUAAUACUAGACUCUCAUUACAAAUUUCUUGAAGAUCAAAAUGAAAUUAUUAAGCGUAUCAUAAUUAUUUGGGAAAUUUUAAUUUUAACAGUAAUAACAUUUUAUUUGGGAAGAUUAAUAGACGUCGCUGUUUUGUUCAUAAAGUUGGUUGAUGAUGGUAUCAGGGGUACUAUAGGUAUUUUGGGUAGUGCAUGUUAUUUUUUAAUAUCAGGAUUGUCAAGAUUGUUGCCCGGGUAA
Molecule: messenger RNA, 420 nt
Organism: Racocetra persica
Lineage: Eukaryota; Fungi; Glomeromycota; Glomeromycetes; Diversisporales; Gigasporaceae
Source: the annotation of a GenBank genome assembly